AACUCAGCAACUUCGUUCUCUUUCUCCUUCAAAAUUCAAAUCAAAGUUGAAGAGAAACAGCCAUGGAAGUAGAAGAAGAAUUACCUUCUCCUUCUCCUUCACCUUUCAAACCUCCUCCCUCUUCCAUUUUCAAAGACAUCUCAAACUUCAAAACCCCCAAACGCCAAUCCCGCAUUUCCACUCUUCAAUCUCCAUGUCAACCUUUCUUUACUGCUUCUAAGAGAACUCCUCUCGUUUCUUCCACACUUCGUCGUCCACGCCCUUCUCUCGCUCCUUCCUCCUCUGCUGCUCGGUCCAAGGCCUCUCGCAAACUCAAAGCUUUUGAACUUGAGCAAUCGCAAUCCUCUCGCAAGGUUCAGGUGAAGAAGGAACAAUCUCUGAAAUCUUUAGCUAAUUCUCUCACGGUUUGGCUUAAUUUCUUGUUUGAGAAUCCGAGAUCUUGCGGCUGCGAUUGGCCUGUGGGUGGCGAUGGAUGUUGCACGGGAUCGCGGGGGAAUCGAAAGAGGGAUUUCAAUAGUUGUCCUACCGUGGGAGUUGAUAUGGGGUGGCGAUGUCCGAAGAGGCAGAGAGACUUGUCGUGGAGAUUUCCAAGUGACAAUGUCGCUGAAAACGAAGUUGAGUUUUCGAAUUCGAGGUAUGUGAAGUUGAGGGAGUCGUUGAAAGAUGUGUGCAGCUUUGAUGAUUUGACGCAACGAAUGCGGGUUUACUUGAGCUCGAAUAAUUGUAAGGAUACUCUGGACAUCAUGGCUCAAGUGGCUAAGAAUAUUGAUGACGGAAGGUUAAAAAUGAAGGCCCAUUGUCCCAUCAUAACUGAUGUUAGACUGAAGGAGAGCGCCACGAGGAUCCUUAUGGCUUAUAAUCCAGUUUGGCUUCACAUUGGAUUAUACGUCAUAUUUGGUGGUGAUUCUUUGCUGUCUACUGAAGAAGUGAACUCUGAACAAGAUAAUGCAUUUCUGAAAAUGGUCCUCGGGAAGCAGUUUUUUUCUCAUUCUGGUCUGGCGAAGGCAUAUUCUUAUAACCGGAUGGUUGAGGGUUUAUAUAGACCGGGAUAUUAUGAAGCCAUGGGUAAUAUUAUUCUGAAAAGGUUUUUAUUGCUAGUUCUUAUUCUUGAUAAAGCCAAGUGCCAGAGCAGCCUUCCGCUGGAUUAUGGUAUCGAUGGCGUGGAUGGGGGUUCUCCUUUGCUGUUCCUUGUGCAAUCUGUCAUCAAAUCAAGUCGUCAAAUGAUUAAUGAUUUCCUAUCAUCAGAUGUAAUGCAUGGAGAAGGUAAUCUGCUAGCACAUUUGGUGAUUAUGGGGUAUAAAGUAUCUUACGCUCAGUGUCCCAUUUCUGAAUACGACUUCAAAAUUACCGAUUUAUUCGUAGACAUCCAAGACGGUGUCCGACUGUGCAGAGCCAUUCAACUUUUGCUUAAUGACUAUUCCAUUCUGACGAAAAUUGUAGUUCCAUCAGAUAAUCAUAAGAAGAACUUGGCAAACUGUGCCAAGGCUGUGCAGUAUCUUAAGCAGGCUGGUGUAGCAUUAUGUGAUGAGGAUGGAAUGAUAAUUGUGGAAGAUGAUAUUGCUAACGGAGAGAAGGAAAUGGUCCUUUCUUUGCUCUCUAACAUGUUUGUUCAUCUUCAGUUGCCUCUCAUAGUCAACAAAAACCUUCUAGUUGAAGAAGUCUGCAAAAUUCGUGGGGUGGAAAAAUCUGAAAUUGACAAAUCCACACCCUUGGAAGUUAUUUUGAAUUGGAUCCAGGUGGUCUGCGAGAACUAUGAUAUAAAAAUUAGCAGCUUUUCUUCUUUGGUCGAUGGAAAAGCAAUAUGGUGCCUACUUGAUUACUACUUCCGCAAAGAUCUUCACUGUUCUAUCUCUUCAAAGGAUCCUCAGAAAACGAAUGGUGAAGAAUCGAUCAUGUCUGUUACUCAUUGUUCAGACGCAGCUCACAAUUUCAUAUUACUGCAAAAAUUGGCAUCACUGUUGGGAGAUUUUCCUGAGAUUCUGAAAAUUAGUGAUAUACUCGAGUAUGGUGGUGCAUGUAGUGACCGCAGUGUAAUAAUUUUGUUGACUUUCCUCGCAUCAGAAUUGAUUGUGAAGAAAAGCGUGGAUCAACUGAAUUUCCAUAAACUAUUGGACUGCGAUUGUCAAAGCCCAAAUAAAAUACAUUUCUGUUCCAGGCAGUAUGUUUUGAAUUCAGUGGCCGUGCCGAAUAUUGAAGGAUUUGAUGUGCAGAAUACUGGAGAAACAGAUGGUGCCGAAAAGUUCAAGACUAUUCGGGCAUGGUGGCAGGAUAUGGUUGAACAGAACAAGAAAUCCUUUUCAAAGCCAGACGCCUCUUCAUUAUUCCUUCCAUCAGGAAAGCAGAGGAACCAGAAGCAAAGAGAAGAUGCUGCUAGAAUUAUUCAAUCAUAUUACAGGAGGUUGGUUGAACGUCGCAAGUUUAUUAAUUUGAUGAAUCAGAUUUCCUUCUUACAAAGAUUUAUCAAAGCAUGGUUAAAUAGGAGGCGAAAAUUGGCUUGUACAGAACCAGAUGCUCCUCGUUCACUUUCAUGUGAAAGACCGAAACAGCUUGAAAUUGUUGGGAGAUAUAGCACACUCACAGUAGACAGACGUGACCUCUUGACUUUACGAAGGUCCGCAAUAUGUAUUCAACGAGCAAUGAGGAAUUGGAUGAUUAGAAAAAACCAAGUUAGCAGAGAAGUAGCAUCUUCGGACAGACAUGGCCGUGCAGUAACUCAUCUAAACAUAGCUUCAAUCGCAGAUGAAGAAAUUGGCAUUAUUGAUCAAAUAAAAGAAACACCUGAACUUCAAGUAGUUGCUGAGGAGUGUCCUAUAUUGAACAAGGUUGUAGUGGAAAGUGAAGUAUUCUGUAAUGAAAACCUUGCUGCCAUUCAAAUUCAAAGCUAUUUUCGUGGUGGGUUGUUGAGAAGGAAGUUUCUAAGUCUAAGGAUGGCGACAAUAGUAAUUCAGAAAAAUAUCCGUAUGUUAAGAUGUCGGAAAGAAUAUACAUAUAACAAGAAUGUUGUGACAUUUGCCAUUGUAAUUCAAUCUUCAAUUCGUGGAUGGAUUGCCAGGAGAGAAGGUCAUAGGCAGAGGCGUCUUAUUAUUCUAGUUCAAAAUUUUUGGCGUCGUUGGCUGGCACGGAAAGAAUUUUUGCAGCAGAGAGAAUCCGUCAUAAAGAUCCAGACUGCUAUGCGAUGCAAGAUUGCUCGUAUGGCAUUUCAUAGGCAGAGACAUGCAGCUAUAGAAAUUCAAAGACUCUUAAGAGGACAAAUUACUCGAAUGAAGCUCUUAGGCGCCGCUUCUGAACUUCGUUCAACGUUUCACAGUGGCAAUUUCUCCAGAUGCAGCUGCAAGAUGUUUGAGUUGAAGUUAGUUUUAGGUUCAAUUCUAAAACUGCAACGGUGGUGGAAGGGAGUUUUAUUGCUUAGAUCAAGAUCAAGGUCCAUAAUCGUCAUCCAGUCUCAUAUCAGAGGAUGGAUAUCUAGGCGAAGGGCUGCUACAGAGAGACAACAGAUUGUUUUGAUCCAAUCACACUGGAAAGGUUACUUAGCAAGGAAAAGAUCAAGAGGGCAGUUAGGAGACCUGUGCUUAAGAGUGCAAAAUUCUGCUGCAAAUGUGGAUGAUGGCAAGCGUAUUAUAAACAGAUUAGUUGUAGCACUUUCAGAAUUGCUAAGCAUGAGAAGUGUUAGAGGCAUUCUUCAUACUUGUGCAACUUUAGAUAUGGCGACAGGACAUUCUCAAAAAUGCUGCGAAACCCUUGUUGGUGCUGGAGCUAUUAGCACUUUGCUGAAGCUCAUUCGGUCAGUCAGCCGAAGCAUACCUGAUCAGGAAGUCCUGAAGCACGCGCUCUCUACUUUAAGAAAUUUAUCACGUUAUCCCCAUCUUAUUGAAGUGCUAAUUGAUACCCAUGGAUCCGUAGAAAUUCUUCUCUGGGAGCUCCUAAGGAAUAAGGAGGAUGGCUUCUUUAUCGCCUCUGAAGUUCUGAAGAUGAUCUGCAGAAAUGAAAAAGGCAUUGAAGCAGUGCGCAAGUCAAGUGGCCAUUUAAAGCGACUCAACAGCCUUGCGGAGGAACUUACGAGAAAGGCAUACAACGAGAAGAGGACUGCUAGGGGUCUUGAUGGGAGAGAGAACAUAGAGAGACGAUUGAAAGAAGCUGUUGAACUUCUGAAGUUGACAACUUAACAAACGGUAACGGUCACCAUUAAAUUUGUGUGCUAAACCUAACUACUAACAUUCACAUAUUUGUUGUGUGGGAAAUGAUUUUUGAGUUUUAAACCUUAACAUGGAGAGUAAGAGAUGUAUAUUCAAAUCAUAGUGUACAGAUUAACAAGAACAUACUUGGUGUGCAUAAUUUAUGCACAAUCCAGAACUCCUUGACAGUUGUUCUGUAACCUUGUUACUGAUUUGUUUGUCUUUGAGAUAUUUAGUAGUGAAUUGGUAGUGGUGAUGUGAUUGGUUGCAUGUGUGGCCACAAUUAUGAGAAGUCACAUGUUGUAGCUUUUUUUGUUUAGGGAGAUACCCACCGCAAAUUUUGAUUGAAUAGUCGAUUGGCUUAUGGGACUCCAAAAUAUCAGACUUCGAUUUUGAUGCUGCAGCUAGUUGGUGCCUUCUGAAGUCCAAAAGGGCAUUGAUUCUUGUUAAAGUUAUCAGUUUCAAUAAAAUAUAGAGGCAAGUUGUGGCGUUUUAUAGAUCUUUUAGAAAAAUAUUGUUCCAAAUCUUUUCAGCAAAAGUAGUGAAAUUUGCCAAUAUAUUUAAGUAUUGAUUAGAUUACAAA
Messenger RNA from Cucumis melo (muskmelon), 4755 nucleotides. RefSeq lists its product as uncharacterized. Lineage: Eukaryota; Viridiplantae; Streptophyta; Magnoliopsida; Cucurbitales; Cucurbitaceae. The record is from RefSeq and is a predicted model, not a curated record. Gene Ontology annotation, biological process: mitotic cell cycle; establishment of meiotic spindle localization; spindle organization. Gene Ontology annotation, molecular function: protein binding. The transcript is spliced from 20 exons. Bases 63 to 4163 code for a protein of 1366 amino acids. Gene Ontology annotation, cellular component: spindle pole.